Ciona intestinalis (vase tunicate) is the source of this 4168-nucleotide messenger RNA. The record is from RefSeq and is a predicted model, not a curated record. NCBI's taxonomy places the organism in Eukaryota, Metazoa, Chordata, Ascidiacea, Phlebobranchia, Cionidae.
UUUUCAUACAUAUUACACACGUAAAAUUGUACGUUUUAAUAGCUCACCUUGCGUAUAUCCGGAAAUAAAGCAUUAGGAAUGGUUGUGGUGUCUAUUACAUACAAAUACAACGUAUGCGUAAAGAUUUAAAUCUCUGUUCUAAACCUUUUGGUGCAAAACCAUGGAACAUUUAUUGAAAAGCAAAGAUGAAGAGCUAUCAAAGCUUUUAACAGAAAACCGCAACCUUUUGGAAGAGCUACAGAAAUGUCAGGCAGAUAAAGAAUUUGUUUGGUCACUGUGGAAACGAUUACAAGUUUCUUCCCCUGAUUUAACACAGGCAAUUACAUUGGUUCUACAACGAGAGAAAGAAAAAGCAGAGGCAAAAGACAGAAAAGUUCUUGACAUUCUGCAAACUAAAGAUGAGCAAAUAAAUGGCUUACAAACCACUGUUGCGUCGCUACAAAGCAAGAAUGAAGAUCUGAUGCGAAUGAAAGUAGAUGCAGAAGGCAACAACAACACACAUGCAGCAGAGUGUCGGACAUUGAAAAACCAGAUUGCCUCACUUACUCAGCAGCUCAAAUUACAACAGCAAGAAACUAGAGACAAAUUAGAAGAGCUGCAACAUAAACUAGAAGAUGCUGAUCAACAAAAAGCCUCACUUAUGGCUAAGAAUACGAAUCUUAAUGAAAAAUUAGCAUCUGCUCAAGUACAAGGUGAUAUGGCCCACAGAUGCAAAACCCUUGAAGCCAGCAUAUCUACAAAGGAACAAACCAUUAAGAACAUGACAGCUGAGAAAGAAGAAUUGUACAAAGAAGUAGAACUUUAUCGAUUAAAAUACGAAGCUGUGAAAGAUGGUUUAACUGCAGAAGAACAAAGUUUGCAGGAAAAGAAUUUGUUGGAACUCACGGAAGCUUAUGAACAACUGAAACAACAUAGCAAGCAACAGAAGGAACUAAUUGCUCAAUUGCAAGAACUAAACACCAACACUCAAAAACUAAUUUCUGAUCAAGAAGCAACACACAGGAAUGAAAAUAAGUCACUACAGUCAGUGAACAAGAAACUGCAAAAAGAGAAUAAGAAUUUGAACAAAGAAUCAACGAGUUAUAAACAAGAGAUAGAAGAACUUCAAGAGAGAGUUUUAAGCCAAGAAGAAGCUUUAAGAAAAGCUGAACGAGAAAUUAAGAAGUCCAUUGCCAUGGCUUCAACUGGUGCUUAUGAUUAUGUCGACUUAAACAAGGUUGACAACUUAGAAGAUCAAAUUCGUGCUCAAAGGAAAGAAAUUGAACAUUUAAGUAGAAGAUUAAAUAACCGUUUAAAAUCCAAUAGGUCACCAUCCCCAUCAUAUGAACAUGGAGAUCAAACAUUUUCACCAAUUGUUGAAAGAAGAACAAACGCAAAGAGUCGAACUCGGUGUAGAUCUCUCUCACCAUGUGGACAAAACAGACAAUUAUCAUUGUUACAUAAGAAGUUGAAAGCUACUGAAACUAAACUUGAUCAAACUAACCACAUGCUUGAACUAAAGAAAGAAGAAGUUCGAGAAAUACAACAAGCUCACAACAAACGUUUAAAUCGACUUAAUUUAUUACAAGCUGACUACAAGGCUUUAAAAUCUGGUUUGAAUGAAACCUCGUCGCCCAAACGUAGAAAACAUCGUCCACCACCUACCAUGGAUCCUCGUAAAUUACGACACGAGAAUUCCGAUUCAGUGUGGAAUGAUUUAGCUUAUUAUAAGCAAGAAAAUAAAGCUUUGCUGCAGGACAAGUUGUCUAUGGAGGAAGAAUUAGAUAACCUCCGUGUCCAAUACACAAUGGAUAGAGCUGCUUUCCAAGAUGAGAAUUUAUGUUUAAGACAAGAAAGAGAUGAUCUUGCAUUUAAAUUAAGAUCUACUUCAAGAAAAAAUGCCACAGAUAGAUUGAGCAGCACUCCUAAGAAAUCCUCCCACUCUCCAUCACGAGAAGAUGUAAAGUCCUCCAGGAGGAUGGUGAAGAACCUAGAGAAGAGAUUGGAGAACUUCACCGAGGAUAAUCACAUCCUUAAAAGGGAACGAGAGAAAAUGUUGCAAGAUAACAGAGCAUUAAAAGAAGAAUUAAAAUCAGUCAAGUGUAACGUCAUCGAAAGUCGCCAGAGCGGAACAAAGCUUCGUCACGAAAACGGAGAUUUGCGUCACAAACUUGAAGAGAUGGAUCAUAUUCGCAUAAAGAUGGAGAAAGAUGUUGAUGACUUGAAUCGGGAGAUUGGAAGAUUAAGGAGCGAGAAUGAAGUUGUGGUGAAUGAGAAUUCAUCUCUAUGGUCUGAAAACAGUGAACUGCGAGAAACAGUAAACAACAUGAGAAUUGAAUUUGAGGAAGUACAAAAGGAAAUCCAAGAAAUUGAACCCGAGAUUCCAAACAGCCACCAUGUCCCUAUGCCAUCAUCCCAUGCAAAACAUGAGAAAGUUGAUGCUACUACGAGUCCUAUGGCUAAACAUCAUCGUGAUGUAUUGAAUCGAUCCAUCAACGAGAUGCGGAGGAUGCUGGGUGAAGACUUCCAUCACGACUCCUUCACCGAACCAACUUCCGGAGCAUCCACAGAUGAUGAGGAAGAACGAAGAUCAAUCACAAAUAGUCUCGGAAGAUCAAUCGUUAGAGCUUCACGGAGAAACGAUGGUAAAGAAAAUGAACAUGGAGACAAAAAUAGAGCAGCAGCAUCUGGUAAGAAACAUGAUGUGAAGCCAAUCAAGAAAUCAACCACAACAUACAGGGCUGGGCAGGGAAUGCUGGAUAAACUACGACAAAAGUUAUCAACCGUACAAACUCAAUGUUCAUCACUUAGGUCAGAAAAACAAGCUGUGUUGCAGAAGUUUCACGAUGAAAAGGAGAGAUGCGAGAAAGUUGAAGCUGACCUCGAUGUUUGUCAAAGUAAACUAAAAUCAGCGAAACAGUCGAUCCAGAGACUCACAAACGAUGUCCGGAAGUUGGAGAGGACACGUGAUGAGUUGGAAGAGGCUUUAUCCGAGUCAAAGAAGACCGAACCUAAACCUCAAGUCCACACGGACUCCGAGUACAGGGUGUUGGAAAAUAAACUCAAGAAUGCCAACCAAGAAGUAAGUCGACUUAAUGAAAACAUAAAAGAUCAGAAGAAAGUUAUUGAGUUUAAUACUGACCAAUCAAAUGCUGAGAAAGAUAAGUUUACCAGAUUGGAGCGUGACAUCACAAUGAAGAGACAAUUGAUCGACGAACUUCGAGGAAAAAUUAAAAAUUAUGAACAGAAAAAUAAACGAGAAUUUACUGAAUUGCAUGAUGCAGAAGAGAAGUUGAAGCACACGGAGGAAGAUCUUGCUCAUAAGAAGACACACAUAGAAUCACUGAGACGACAGGUGCAAGUAGCCACCAAGGAGAAAGCUAAAUAUGAAGCGAUGUACCACAAGUCACGUGAAGAACUUGAUAAAAGGAGUGAGCAACUUAGUGCACUUCAAUCAAGUAAACUAGCAGCAGAGAGCAUGAGUUCACGAAUAGAAGAAGAAGCAGGCCAACAACUACAGAAGCUUGCCGAUCGUAGCGAGCAGGCUAUCGAGAAACUGAGACUAAAACUCGAAAAAUCGGAAGAAAAACUGAUGGAAUUUUCAACUUUUGUAAAGAAUCUAUCAGGACAUCUAAUGGAGCUUCAGGUAAAACAACGUGGGUCGUUAUACAGGGAGAAGGCUACUCAGGCAGCUGAGGCACAAACCAGAAACGGUUAUCCAUCUCCGGAAAAAUCUUCAAUGAGUCACGCACAGUCGGUGGCGUGCAACAUCCUCAAUAUGUCUCGAUCUGACUUUGAGGACCUGAUGACUCCUGUUGAUUCCUCUUCCCGUCAUCAUGAUGAUCAGGAGGCGUGGAACGAAGAGAAGAUCCUUUCAGCGAAGACUGAUCAAAUCUGGAGGAGCAAAGUUGAAAAAAUUUCCGGCGAAAAUCCACCGUUUGCCAAGUCAUUGUGUCGAUUACUGUGGGACAAAAUACAGGACGCGGUUAAAUUGACUGAGGAUAGAUGUCGCUUGCAAGUCGAAUAUAUCGAGCAAAAAGUGAGCAAGCAGUAAUUUUCGCAUCUUCAUAUCAAGUAGUGUGUUUCUUAGCAAUUUCAUUCCAUUAGUUGUGUAUUCUUACCUAUAUAGUCGAACAUGACACUUUAUUUUUAUAUCGAAAAUCACGCAAAUAAACCUCUAUCGUAAGAA